AUGCAAGGAGAACGUUGGAGAAAUCCUAGCAAAGUUAGUUAUCAGGAAGAAAACAGCCCCAGAUGGAGGGCUGAAUUUUUCGCCCCAGUUUUCAAAGAGAUAACGCAAAGCUUACCAGAGGUAAUGGAGAUUCAGUCGCAAAACAGACGGAUUAGACUCCUGGCAACAAUGGUGCCUGAUGAAUUGGUGAAUACAGCCAAUCUUCUUAAAAAGGAUCCCAGGACAUUUAUCGGGAUAGUUUUGUUGGCUGAUGUUUCCGGAUUGACGAUGCUUUGUGAAAUGUAUAAACACGCUGGCCAAGGUGGCUCCAUCAGUCUAAACGCAACUCUAAAUGCUUACUUCGGUUACAUUGUCCAAGCUGUUUAUUCCUACGGCGGUGAUGUCAUCAAAAUUACAGUGAGGUUUACUGUCUCCGCUGGAAACCUGACUUUCAUGGUAAUCGGCGGGAAUGGCAGUUAUCACUAUCUUUUGGCUGGUCCACCGCUGGAAGAAGUCAAACUGGCUAAAAAGGUUUGCCUACCUGGCGAUCUGGUGCUGGCUGGAAGUGCCUGGGGACAUUGCAAUCCUUCAACCUACGAAUACGUGAUUAAGGACACUUACAACGUGAAGAUACAGAGUUUAAAAACGUCUGCCAGGCAAGCCGCAAAAAGAACAACCAUACUUGGGAAAUCGGACAGCUCAACGAGGACGAAAUUGUUUACAGUUGACGAGAAUUUUUCGGUAUAUUGGGAGAGAAUCGAUCCUUACGACGAUUUGAUCAUUGCUGCUCGGCCGGCGAUCACCGAGGCCAUACUUCGUCAAAUUGGUAAACAGCUAAGGACAUUCGUCGUCGAAUCAGUACUUCGUCUGACAGAUACUGAUCAGCCCUUGGAAUAUUUGACAGAAUUUCGGCAAGUAACAGCGAUGUACGUAAAUGUUAUACCGAUGAAAUGUUCUGUUCAAGAUCUACUUAGAUUGGUCGAUGACAUCUUUGUACACUUAGUUGGCAUGAUCAAGGAUCGGGGAGGAUGCGUAAUCAGAGUGUGGUUAUUUCACAAGGACAUCAGUUUUCUCACUGUGUUCGGGCUCGAGAAAAAUUCAAAUGAAUCCGUUAGCAAGACUGCUUUGCAAACUGGUGUCGAAGUGCGAAAUUUAUUAAAAAAUUUCUACGGUGUGCAAAAAGUUUCCGUCAGCAUUACAACCGCACAGGUCACCUGUGAUCUGACAACAUUACUGCGCAGCGACUUGCCGUGGGACAGAUUCAUUCAGCAAGACAGCAAGAUGCUUAAGGGUGUCGGAUUUAGCGUAAUCUACGAAUAUAUCGAUGAUAUCGCGAAUUUCGGGAAAACGGACCCCGAGCUGCUUACCGGAUACCCGAUUUUAGGCCGGAAAGUCGAGAUGAAUAUUCUGAGUCUCUCAUUGGACGACAUCGGGCUAGCAAACCGGGAACAUGCUGGAAUUUUGGUGAAAGGUCAAAGUGGCAGUGGAAAAUCAAGGCUCCUCGACGGAUUCGUGACCCUGAUCAAAUCCAGAGAUAUAGCCACGGUCACACUAACUCUGACUCCAGAGUUCGCGAUCGAACCUUAUUCCGUGAUCUAUCCCAUACUUACCGAGAUCCUCGAUAUCGAUGAAUACUGUUCGGUUGAAGUGAGAGAGCAAAAGAUGGUGAAACAAUUAGGUAAUGUAGUUUCACUAGAGGAAUUUUGUUACCUAAACGAAAUCAUGAGGGUGAGAUUCCCUAUUUCGAAGCGAUGUACUUCAGAACCCGAAUUUGAGCGACAGGCACAGACUGUCAAGAUCUUGAAGGGGAUUUUUGCUAUGCCAAAAGUGAGGCGGUGCAUACUGAUCGACAAUGUACAAAACAUGGAUCUCGAGUCUUGGCAGCUGCUCUCCCUUAUCCUGGACGUGAAACAUAUACUACUUAUCGCAUCGAUUGAAAUACCGCUUGAUGAUCUCGUGCCUAAAGCCGUUUCCGCAAUUUACGCGGAUAAAAGAAUAGCGCAUCUGACUCUUGAGAGAAUAAAUCCACAGUGCUUAACUGCUCUCGCCUGCCAAAUACUCAACGUACAAGCCAUACCGGAAUUCCUUGAAAGGCAACUGCAUUCGAAACCGAAUAAAAAUCCGAGCUACUGUCAGGCGCUUCUCACUGCAGCCCUGAGCCACGGAGGCCUUCAACGUGUCGAAAUGACCCCCAAGAAGGCCACCGAGUACAAGCUUAUGUUCUCACCGGUCCAUAUGCUAACCAAAAUACCGUUGUGCGCUCUUCCCGAGGAUGUGGCACCCGCUCUUCCUUGGGAACGUCGGCUCAAGAUCCACGCUUGCCUCAUCAGCAACUAUCAUCAAUUUGAAUCCAGUUGUCAAAGCCUUGAAACCAACGGUAAGUAG
Neodiprion fabricii is the source of this 2364-nucleotide messenger RNA. Its product is annotated as adenylate cyclase type 10-like. Gene Ontology annotation, cellular component: cytoplasm. Bases 1 to 2364 code for a protein of 787 amino acids. The transcript is spliced from 15 exons. Lineage: Eukaryota; Metazoa; Arthropoda; Insecta; Hymenoptera; Diprionidae. The record is from RefSeq and is a predicted model, not a curated record. Gene Ontology annotation, molecular function: adenylate cyclase activity.